Molecule: messenger RNA, 896 nt
Organism: Acanthisitta chloris (rifleman)
Lineage: Eukaryota; Metazoa; Chordata; Aves; Passeriformes; Acanthisittidae
Product: oxidative stress-responsive serine-rich protein 1-like
Biological process (GO): cellular response to hydrogen peroxide
Source: RefSeq, a predicted model, not a curated record
CUAUAUGGCACAUUUGGUUACCCACUGAGAGCCCAUCAAUGGACUUGGAAGCUAAGGAUGAAGAGGAGGAGAGUCUACAAACAGCAUUCAAAAAGCUGAGAGUGGAUGCAGCAGGAUGUAUUGCAGCUCUGUCUGUGGGCGAUGGGACGGUUCUCAGGACAACGGCAAGAGCAGCUGUGGAUGGAGCCAAGCAACAGACUGUCUGCUCCAAGGAAGCAUGGCAUGGGUGUGUGAGAAAACCUUCCCGAGGAUCCACAAGAGUCCCACGUCGCCGACGCUCCAAGUCUCCUGUCCUGCAUCCUCCCAAGUUUACAUACUGCAACACGAAAGCCAACAACCAGCUGAAACAUAAAGCCCAGGCAGACACAUCGAAGGGUAUGAUCAGCUCAGACGUUUUUGCCACAGCAGAGCACGGUACGAAGGACAGGCAGGAUUCCGGCGACAGAACUGACCCGCUGGAAGCUUUCACCGCCGAAGAGCCUUUGGAGAAGUCGAGAGAGAACUGCCCUGCUCUCUCCUCAUCCUUUGAAACGAGCUUGCAUUCUAGCCAAACCUCAGAUUUCCAGUCCUUAUCCAUGCUUAGCAGCGGCAAGCAGUGCCCUUGUACGGACAAGAAGUGCCAGUGCAAGCAGUGGCGAACCAUGGAAGUGUAUUCCUUCUCCGGCUUACGGAGCGUCCUGUCGGAGUGCGAGAAGGCAGUCCUGGGAGUCCAUGCCCACUCUCUCCAAAACAGAGCCCCUUGUGGGACAGCCUCAUCAAGCUCUCCUAGAUCUUGUUCUGAGCAAGCUCGAGCCUUUGUGGAUGACGUGACUAUUGAAGACCUGUCGGGAUACAUGGAAUACUACUUAUAUAUUCCCAAGAAAAUGUCUCACAUGGCAGAAAUGAUGUAUACUUGA